CAAACGGUUGAAGAUCUAGAGUGUAUACCAACACCCAACCUAAUGAACUAGACUUUGUGGGCACUACCCUUCUCCGUGAGUGGCCCCACCCGCGUGAUUAGUAUUGCGCUUGCGUAGUUUAGUUUCAUAUCGCACAGUCAAAGACAAAGUUUUGAUAUCGUUAAGGCAAGCUUUGAGGAUUAAGUUAGUAAUUGGUAUUUAGUUUAUGGUGACCGUUUGUGGACCUGGGGUGUAGAAUUAGUUUUCAUCAGAAAUAACGUCAGUGGUUUUGAGUACGGAUAAGUUUGGGUGAGAAGUUUGGAACUGGAGAUGACCAGAUCCGGUGGAUAGGAAAUCCCUUACCCAGGGUGAUGGUGGAACUGGUUUAGAGCAGAAAGGGUAGUGGAGUGAAAUCAAGGGCGUAAGGGGAUGAUAACUGAAGGAGAAACAAGAAGCUGGUGAUGAUGAUCGGUGGUGGUGUUACGACACUUCCGGGAACUCCCAAGCCGGCAGCUGUAAUCAACGAGACGGUUAUUGAUGUUAUUGGCAGUGCAAGUGGCAGUGGCAGUGGUAGUGGAAGCCCUGCGACGGGCGCGUUGCGGACUUCGAGUAACGACACUGAGACUAGCAAUAACAAUAAUAGCAGUAGUCAUAAUAAUAAUAAUAAUAAUAACGAUCUACAUGCUAUCAUCGUUGGUAAUGUGCCUAGUGCAAAUCUCGCGGGGAGAAAGACAUGUUGUCAAGACGAAGACGCUACACCGGGUAGCACGGUAACAAGACCUUGGGAGCCACCUUCACCGACCCUUUCGCAGCAGCAGGCCAGAUCUCAUUUGUUACAAAUGCAUUCUGCACGUCAUCACUCGCACCCGCAGCAGCAGCAUCAUCAUCAGACGAUCAAUGUUCAACCGGCACCAUUGCUUGACGGUGUCAGUCUACAAAACUGCACGGCUGGACCGUUCCCCGCGGGAAACAGCAGCAGUGUUUCACGGCAACGUCUCCUCGAACUCUCCCAUGGAUUGGGUGCCCUGAGGCACUACAACGAUUUGGCAAAUCAUGUACUUUCCUUAAAUCAACAGGGCGCUGUCGUCACGAAGUUACUGGGCACCCUCCGCCCACCGGGUCUGAUUGGUGGCAGCAAACCCAAAGUAGCGACGCCCGCAGUAGUAGCCAAGAUUGAACAGUACAAAAGAGAAAACCCGACCAUCUUCGCCUGGGAGAUUCGGGAGAGACUUAUCUCAGAAGGAGUUUGCAGUAACGCAACUGCACCGUCUGUGAGUAGUAUCAACCGAAUUCUACGAAAUCGUGCGGCGGAACGUGCCGCAGCUGAAUUUGCAAGAGCCGCUGGCUACGGUCUAUAUGCAGCUGGACCGCAUCCAUAUUUUAAUUCAGGGCACCAUCAUCCCUCUUCGGUUCACCACUUAUCAUCAGGAUGGCCAGGUCCCGGCGCAGGAGGUCAUCCUUGGGUACUGCCGCCCCUGGGAUCGGGAAUGUCCAGUGCAGCUUCGGCACUUUUACUUCCUUCGCCUUUGAGUCCUGGAACUGCUGCAGCCGCAGCGGCUGCAGUUGCGUCGGCAUCCGUCGCUGCGAGUCCAGAUCAUGCUCUUCAGGCAGCCGAUGCAAUCGCCCGUGGAUAUCUCCAAGGUGAUUUUUGUGCCGACGGUGAUCCAGAUGAUGGAAGCCUUGAUGACUCCGAACAACCCAAAUUCCGCCGCAACAGGACAACCUUUAGCCCGGAACAGCUAGAAGAGCUUGAAAAGGAGUUUGAGAGAUCUCACUACCCCUGCGUAUCAACGCGGGAACGUCUGGCUUCGAAGACCUCCUUAUCGGAGGCUCGCGUACAGGUUUGGUUUUCCAACAGACGGGCAAAGUGGCGGCGCCAUCAACGAAUGAACCUUUUAAAACGCUCGCCACCGCCGCCACCGCAACAACCUGUACCGCAUUCCGUUGGUUUGGAUAUCAACCGUACCGCGGGAUGUUCUGUCGGCGGAAUGGGCGGCGAAAAUAGUGCCUUCCGGGCAGUCGUCACUGGACCUGUAACUAUUGAACGAGUCGAGAUGAUUGAUAAUAAUGCUAGGCAAACGGAGAGGAAACCAAGUGCCUUCCGGAUGAUCAGUCAGUUGGUUGGUGACAUUUCUCCUAAUUCUCCACCUUCUACGAAUGUUGGACCAGACCAACGAAAAAUAGAACCCGGAGUAGAAUCUGGGCCUGGGCCAGGGCCUGGGAGGACAUAUAUGGAAUCUGUUGAGGACGAGGAUGAGGAAAUAGACGUUCAAGAUUCCGAUCAGGAUGUUCCUUCACCAUCACCAGUAGUUUGGAGGGAUCACUGGACCGAUCAGCAACCUCUUGAAUUGACCAAGCACGAUCGCUGAACUCGAUCAGCUGUUACUUACUGGUUUCUGGUAUAGAACUUAUCUCGUCUAAGCUGGUAGGCACCGGUUGGACAAGAGUAAGGAGUAGACAGAGUUGCACAAGGAGUCUUAUCUUCCAUGGGUCGAGGAAUUGCAAAACGACUUCAAGUUUUGACAUUCAAGACGAUACUAGCGUCAGCAUUGUGCGGAAAAAUUAUUGAACAUGUAUUCAGGUCUAUCACGUCGUCAAUACAAACGCUGAGAUAAAAAUGUAAUAUGACUGUUAAAAGU
Belonocnema kinseyi is the source of this 2618-nucleotide messenger RNA. It is a transcript of the gene Eyg, whose product is annotated as paired box protein Pax-6-like. Gene Ontology annotation, molecular function: RNA polymerase II cis-regulatory region sequence-specific DNA binding; DNA-binding transcription factor activity, RNA polymerase II-specific. The transcript is spliced from 6 exons. The record is from RefSeq and is a predicted model, not a curated record. Gene Ontology annotation, biological process: anatomical structure development; regulation of transcription by RNA polymerase II. Bases 441 to 2348 code for a protein of 635 amino acids. NCBI's taxonomy places the organism in Eukaryota, Metazoa, Arthropoda, Insecta, Hymenoptera, Cynipidae.